AGAAAGAAAAAGCGAACAACGGAAGAUCGAAGAGAGAGAAGAAAGAAAGAACAGAGAAGUGGGAAACCAGAAACGAAGAAAUAAAGAAGCGAAGAAAAAGAAGAAAGAAACUGACCGGCGGUGGGGCUCCGGCGAGUUCGAAGCUCCUGUCGGCCGUCAGUCUUUGAAUUUGAGCUCAGAUGAAGGUGUUUGAGGUCGAUGCUCACACAAUCACUCUUUCCCUCUUCAUCGACGUCACUAAUUCAAAGGAACUUUUGGAUUCUAUGCAAGCUGGAAACUUGAAGCCAGAAGUUGCGUUUCUCAAUGCAUCUCUUAUUCCUGAUGUCUUCCCUGUUCUGGCAGCUGCCCACAAGGCUCUUCUGUCAAAAGCGCGGGAGUCUCUAACAACAAGGACUCUUCAUUCUGAGCUAGUUUACAAUUAUUCAGGAUCUAAGCAUAUUACAGAGUCUUUAAAAAGGUGUGGCAUCUCUGAUAGUUGUUCAUAUGUCCUUGCUGCAUGCUUCGAUGCUUCAGUAGAUGAGAUGAAAGCCAUGCAAGACAUCAUCAAGGGAAAGGAAAUUGAUUUGGAAGAGUUGGCAGGGAAAGCAAGUCAAGGCCAAAUUCUAAAGCUCUUCAAAAUUUCCAGCCUAGAAUUGGGGGUAGGCACACUUGCAGAUGCCAUUACAUGUCGAAUUGCUGCUCGUGAUGCUUUGUGAAGAAAGGGAGCUCUAGAGCUGUUUUUGUGAGAAUGCAUGCAUGAUGCUUGCAGCUUUUCUAUUUAUCAACUUUUAUUGCAAACUUCUCACAUAAGUUGGGGGUGUUACAGCCUCAAAGUCAUCGACGAGCCUGUUCUACCAGUGAAUUCCUGAUUUCCUUAGUCCUUCACCCGACAGAGAAGAAUUGGGCGUCGAUUUUGUCGCUUCUUAUUGUCUUCAUCUUCAUCUAAGGGUGUUCUAUUUGGGAGAAUCUCCUCAGAAACUCUGAACCUCGCUGCUGAUUGGUUGACGAACAACAUCUUCCACUGCAACGAGCUAAGUCUUAGGUUCCUCUAUAGAUUUUCUUUUUAAUUUUAGUUUUAAUUUAAUGUUUAAUUUUUCAGUUGAUUGUCUUUUAAUGUAGUUUGGGGUGUUUUGAAUGUUACUAGUUAAUUGGUUUAGCUGUUAGGCGUUAUAUUUUUUUGGUCUUUGUUAUGUUUUGGAAAUCAGUGUUACUUGUUUGUGUUUGUGCUUGUUAGUCUCAUCAUGGAGUCAGAAUAUUGGAAACUCGGGUUUCAAAAGUUGGGGAUAGAGUUUGAAUUGCACGUUAUGAAAUUGAGAACUUUUGAUGGUUC
Beta vulgaris subsp. vulgaris (sugar beet) is the source of this 1309-nucleotide messenger RNA. RefSeq lists its product as uncharacterized. The coding region runs from base 180 to 695 and encodes 171 amino acids. The transcript is spliced from 7 exons. Gene Ontology annotation, biological process: tRNA threonylcarbamoyladenosine modification; telomere maintenance via recombination. Lineage: Eukaryota; Viridiplantae; Streptophyta; Magnoliopsida; Caryophyllales; Amaranthaceae. Gene Ontology annotation, cellular component: EKC/KEOPS complex; cytosol; nucleus. The record is from RefSeq and is a predicted model, not a curated record.